AUGUUUUCUGGUGAAGGCAAGGCAGCACAACCACCAAACUUCGACGCUCCACCCACUGGAAAAUGGACUACAGGUUUAUUUGAUUGCUUUGAAGACCCUGGAAGUUGUUUUUCUACCUGGUGCUGUCCAAGUUACACCUUUGCUCAGAAUGUUGAAAUAAUAGACCAAGGAAGAACAUCUCCUACAAUUGCACGCUUGAUCGUUAGUGCACUUGGCUGUUUUGGGUGUGCAUGCUUAUAUACAUACAGAUUCAGAAGCAGAUUAAGAGCCCUCUACAACUUACCAGAAGAACCAUGCACGGACUUUUGUGUUCAUUAUUGGUGUUGUAUUUAUGCUAUUUGCCAAGAGUACAGAGAACUUAAAAACCGUGGACUGGACCCCUCAAUAGGUUGGAAGGCAAACGAGGAAAGAAUGAGAAGAGACAACCAAGUGCCUCCUCAUGUUGCCCCGGCCAUGACUCGCUAG
Messenger RNA from Abrus precatorius (Indian licorice), 465 nucleotides. RefSeq names its product protein PLANT CADMIUM RESISTANCE 12-like. The coding region runs from base 1 to 465 and encodes 154 amino acids. The transcript has 4 exons. The record is from RefSeq and is a predicted model, not a curated record. Lineage: Eukaryota; Viridiplantae; Streptophyta; Magnoliopsida; Fabales; Fabaceae.